GAUUGAUUCCAGAGGAUCUCCUUCCUCAGAGUCUCACUCCGACUCUGGGUUUCCAUCCAGCCGUGUGUCCCUGAAGAGUGACCGGUCUAUGGGGAAACCCAUUGGCUUUAAAUCAGGACCAGGAUCUGCUGAUGAGGGCGUCAGCCAGCAGAGCUCCCAGGUUCCCCGUGGAGGCUCCGCCCCUCAGCAUCAAACACAUCUGGACUCCAUCUUUAUGCUGCUGGAGGACAACAUGGUGGCUUUCAUGAAGGAGGAGCUGAAGAAGAUGAAGAAGCUCCUGAGUCCAGAUUACCCAGCAUGCUCAGAGAGUGAGAGAGAGGAUGAGGAUGAGGAUGAAGAGCAGAGGAGCAGCAGAGAGUCAUUUCUGAGGAUGACUCUGGACUUCCUGAGGAGGAUGAAGCAGGAGGAGCUGGCUCAGCGUCUGAGGAGCAGAACUUCUGCUGCAGUCUGCCAACAGAAGCUGAAAUGUGGCCUGAAGAAGAGGUUCCAGUGUGUGUUUGAAGGAGUCUCUAAAGCAGGAGAGUCCACCUUCCUGAACCAGAUCUACACAGAGCUCCACAUCACAGAGGGAGGGGCUGCAGAGGUCAAUCAGGAACAUGAGGUCAGACAGAUUGAAGCAGCAUCCAGGACAGCAGACAGAGCGGAAACAAGCAUCAGACCAGGAGACAUCUUUAAAGCCUCACCUGGAAGAUCUCAACCAAUCAGAGCAGUGCUGACAAAGGGAGUGGCUGGCAUUGGGAAAACAGUCCUGACUCAGAAGUUCACUCUGGACUGGGCUGAAGACAAAGACAACCAGGACGUCCAUUUCAUAUUUCCAUUCACCUUCAGAGAGCUGAAUGUGCUGAAGGAGAUGAAGUUCAGCUUGGUGGGACUUGUUCAUCACUUCUUCAAGGAAACAGAAGAAGCAGGAAUCUGCAGCUUUGAAGACUUCCAGGUGAUCUUCAUCUUUGAUGGUCUGGAUGAGUGUCGACUCCCUCUGGACUUCCAGCACACUGAGUUCCUGACUGAAGUUACAGAGUCCACCUCAGUGGAUGUUCUGUUGACAAGCCUCAUCAGGGGGAAACUGCUUCCCUCUGCUCGCCUCUGGAUCACCACACGACCUGCAGCAGCCAAUCAGAUCCCUGCUGACUGUGUGGACAGGGUGACAGAGGUCCGAGGGUUCACUGACCCCCAGAAGGAGGAGUACUUCAGGAGGAGGUUCAGAGAGGAGGAGCAGGCCAGCAGGAUCAUCUCCCACAUCAAGACCUCCCGAAGCCUCCACAUCAUGUGCCACAUCCCGGUCUUCUGCUGGAUCACUGCUACAGUUCUGGAGAAGGUGUUGGAGAGCAGAGAGGGAGGAGAGCUGCCCAAGACCCUGACUCAGAUGUACAUCCACCACCUGGUGGUCCAGGCCAAAGUCAAGAAGGUCAAGUAUGAUGGAGGAGCUGCCACAGAUCCACACUGGAGUCCAGAGAGCAGGGAGAUGAUGAAAUCUCUGGGAAAACUGGCUUUUGAGGAGCUGCAGAAAGGAAACCUGAUCUUCUAUCCAUCCGACCUGACAGGGUGUGGCAUCGAUCUCAGAGCAGCCUCAAUGUACUCAGGAAUGUUCACACAGAUCUUCAUAGAGGAGAGCGGCCUGUACCAGGACACGGUGUUCUGCUUCAUCCAUCUGAGCCUUCAGGAGUUUCUGGCUGCUCUUCAUGUCCAUCAGACCUUCAUCAAGUCUGGAAUCAACCUUCUGGAAGAACAACAGCAAAAGUCCCGGUGGUCAAAAGUGUUGACGAAGAAACCUACUCUUUACCAUCUCCAUCAGAGAGCAGUGGACAAGGCCUUGAAGAGUCCAAAUGGACACCUGGACUUGUUCCUCCGCUUCCUCCUGGGUCUUUCACUGCCGACCAAUCAGAGUCUCCUUCGAGGUCUGCUGAAACAGACAGGAAGUAGCUCAGAGACCAAUCAGGAAACAGUCCAGUACAUCAAGGAGAAGCUGAGUAAGAGUCUGUCUGCAGAGAGAAGCAUCAAUCUGCUCCACUGCCUGAAUGAACUGAAUGAUGGUUCUCUAGUGGAGGAGAUCCAACAGUCCCUGAGAUCAGGACGUCUCUCCACAGACAAACUGUCUCCUGCUCAGUGGUCAGCUCUGGUCUUCAUCUUACUGUCAUCAGAAGAAGAUCUGAAGGAGUUUGACCUGAAGAAAUACUCUGCUUCAGAGGAGGCUCUUCUGAAGCUGCUGCCAGUGGUCAAAGCCUCCAACAAAGCUCUGCUGAGCAGCUGUGGUCUGUCAGAGAGAAGCUGUGGAGCUCUGUCCUCAGUUCUCAGCUCUCAGUCCUCCAGUCUGACACAUCUGGACCUGAGUAACAACCAGCUGCAGGAUUCAGGAGUGAAGCUACUGUCUUCUGGACUGGAGAGUCCUCACUGUAAACUGGAAGCUCUCAGGUUGAGCAGCUGUGGUCUGUCAGAGAGAAGCUGUGGAGCUCUGUCCUCAGUUCUCAGCUCUCAGUCCUCCAGUCUGACACAUCUGGACCUGAGUAACAACGACCUGCAGGACUCAGGAGUGAAGCUACUGUCUUCUGGACUGGAGAGUCCUCACUGUAAACUGGAAGCUCUCAGUCUGUCAGGGUGUCUGGUCUCAGAGGAAGGCUGUGCUUCUCUGGUCUCAGCUGUGAGAUCCAAGUCCUCCCAUCUGAGAGAGCUGGACCUGAGCUACAACCAUCCAGGAGACUCAGGAGUGGAUGAGCUGUUUGCUGCAGUGGAGGAUCCCCAGUGCAGUUUGGAGACUCUCAGGGUGGACCAUGGUGGACAGCAGAGGCUCAAACCUGGUCUGAGGAAGUAUUUCUCUCAACUUCAACUGGAUGAAAACUCAAUGAGCAGAGAGCUCAAACUGUCCAACAACAACAGGAAGGUGACACAUGAGUGGGGAGAGCAGCCGUAUCCUCAUCAUCCAGACAGAUUUGAUGUCUAUAAACAGCUGCUGUGUCGAAAUGAUCUGAGUGGUCGAUGUUACUGGGAGGUCGAGUGGAGCAGAGGUGUUGACAUAUCAGUGAGUUACAGUGGAAUCAGAAGGAAAGGAGGCAGUGAUGAGAGUAGGUUUGGAGGGAAUGAUCAGUCCUGGAGUCUGAGGUGCUCUGGUUUCGGUUACUCUGUCUGGCACAAUAACAGAGACACACCCAUCUCCUUCCUCUCCUCCUCCUCCUCCUCGUUCUCCUCCUCUGGUAGAGUAGCAGUGUAUGUGGACUGUCCUGCUGGCUCUCUGUCCUUCUUCAGAGUCUCCUCUGACUCUCUGAUCCACCUCCACACCUUCAACACCACAUUCACUCAACCUCUUUAUGCUGGAUUUCACUUUUGGCUCCCUGGUUCUUCAGUGAGUCUGUGUCCUCUGUAG
Salarias fasciatus (jewelled blenny) is the source of this 3355-nucleotide messenger RNA. RefSeq names its product NLR family CARD domain-containing protein 3-like. The record is from RefSeq and is a predicted model, not a curated record. NCBI's taxonomy places the organism in Eukaryota, Metazoa, Chordata, Actinopteri, Blenniiformes, Blenniidae. Gene Ontology annotation, molecular function: protein binding. Bases 89 to 3355 code for a protein of 1088 amino acids. The transcript is spliced from 11 exons.